UUCAAUGUUUAUUAAUGAAUUUAAUAAUCAUGAUUGUGUGUGUUUUUUUCGUUAGUUGGCUCCUGGCCUCCUGUUGCAGAGUUAGUCUCCCUGCUCUGAGUGUUCCUGUGACAGACAGGAGGGUGAACCCGCGGGUGUGCUGGUCCAAUGGGCAGCUCCACAUCCUGUCUGACUGAACUGGGUGUAAACUUUGAGUCGAGGCGGAGAGAAGGAGCCACUACAGCGGACACUACAACAGUGCUGGGACUCCGUCUGCGAGACACAUACUGGUGCCGCAGAAAAGUUGGAUUAUUUCUGGUGUUGAGGACAGAGAAAGAGAGGAGAGUCUGUCUCAAGAACAAUGUCUCACGGAAUUAUCUGGAUGUUUCCUCUGUGAUGCUCUGGAGAAACUUUUACUGGACGAUGUUUUCGCUGCUUUUGGGAGCUUUUCCAUGGUUUAAAUGCAGGAGAAACUGUUAUUCGUUGUUUUGGACCGGAUAUAGUGUGGGUUGGGGCAGAGAUGCGUAAUGCGCAGAGCAAGCUCCAUCUUCUCUCCAAAUAGGCAGCGUUCAAGACCCGAAAAUGUCUACGUCGGAGGUGAAGAAGGAGUCCGGUGAAUCUAGUCCGUCGGAGGCCGCCUGCCUCUGCUCUCCUCCGGCUGCCAAGAACCAGUGCGCCAGCUGCGGCAUGGAGAUCCAGGACCGCUACCUGCUGAAGGUCAACAACCUGAACUGGCACUUGGGCUGUUUGGAGUGUUCAGUGUGCAGAGCGUCUCUGCGCCAACACAACAGCUGCUACGUGAAAAACAAAGAAAUCUACUGCAAACUGGAUUAUUUCAGUAGGUUCGGCACUAAGUGCGCCCAGUGUGGCCGGCAGGUGUACGCCAGUGACUGGGUGCGGCGGGCUCGGGGCAGCGUGUACCACCUGGCCUGCUUCGCCUGUUUCUCCUGCAAGAGGCAGCUGUCCACCGGGGAGGAGUUCGGCCUGGUGGAGGGCAGGGUGCUCUGCCGCAGCCACUACAACAUCAUGCUGGACAACCUCCGCAGGGCUGCAGAAAACGGCACAGGACUGACUCUGGAGGGAGCGCUGCCCUCGGAUCAGGACUGCCAACCAAAACCAGCCAAGAGGGCGCGGACGUCCUUCACAGCUGAGCAACUGCAGGUGAUGCAGUCUCAGUUCGCUCAGGACAACAACCCCGACGCUCAGACUCUACAGAAACUGGCAGAAAUGACGGGACUGAGUAGACGAGUAAUACAGGUUUGGUUUCAGAACUGCCGUGCUCGACACAAAAAGCAGCCUCCUCAGAGCGGCUUCUCUCAGAGCGCUCCGCUGUCCAGGAUGCCUCCAUCGCUGCCAGACGACAUCCACUAUUCACCGUUCAGCAGCCCGGACCGGCCGCAUCUACUGGCCCUGCACGGAUACCUGGACACUCAUCCCUUCUCCGUCCUCGCCGCCCCGGGACACUUGACCCAUCCGUCCAUCUCUUUACCACAGCUUCCCAUCAGCCGCUGACCUCCUGCGUCUCCUUUUUUUUUUGCGUCGUCACCACCCUGAUGUUGUGAAAAAAACAAAUCCUUUUGGGACGUACUGUCAGUAUUCUGCUCUGUUUGGGAGUCUAAUCCCCCCGGGGUGUGCAGGACUUCUGCGAUCUGUUUCCAAUCAGUUGGAUUGUUCUUCGCUGUGAGACUGCUGAGCUAAACUUGUCUUUUAAAGACAGCAGACUGAGAAAUGUCCCGCCUACAUGCCAACAUGGGAGUUUUUUAAUUUUGAUUUUUUUUUUUUCAAUGAUGCAGAGAAGAAGACCACUUUAAUUUUAUUUUUUCUCUUUUUGAUGGGACACAAAACAUUGCAUCAGGUCAGGAUUUUUUUCCUUUUGUUUACCCACUCAUACAAGGUAUUUGAAUGAUAUUGCUGCAAUAAGAAAAAGGCGAGUGUUGUAGCAGUAUUACAGUAAAACCUCAGCAUUUGUUUUGUAUUGGUGAUGAGCACAUUUGCAUCUUUACUGUUGUUUGUUGUUGUAUUUGUUGUCAGAAAACUCUUAUUUAUUCAACUUCACUUUUAAAAAGAAGCACUUUUAAAUGUGUCUUGAAAUGGAAUAAUUCAGUGAUUGUACAUUGUAAAUAAUGCUACAGUUUAAUAAAAAUGUAUCAGAGCUGUUA
Centropristis striata (black sea bass) is the source of this 2138-nucleotide messenger RNA. It is a transcript of the gene lhx6b, whose product is annotated as LIM homeobox 6b. Gene Ontology annotation, cellular component: nucleus. Gene Ontology annotation, molecular function: DNA-binding transcription factor activity, RNA polymerase II-specific; RNA polymerase II transcription regulatory region sequence-specific DNA binding. The transcript is spliced from 9 exons. Gene Ontology annotation, biological process: neuron differentiation; regulation of transcription by RNA polymerase II; forebrain neuron development. Lineage: Eukaryota; Metazoa; Chordata; Actinopteri; Perciformes; Serranidae. The record is from RefSeq and is a predicted model, not a curated record. The coding region runs from base 562 to 1491 and encodes 309 amino acids.